Molecule: messenger RNA, 1692 nt
Organism: Exophiala aquamarina CBS 119918
Lineage: Eukaryota; Fungi; Ascomycota; Eurotiomycetes; Chaetothyriales; Herpotrichiellaceae
Product: AAT family amino acid transporter
Exons: 1
Coding region: 1-1692 (563 amino acids)
Biological process (GO): amino acid transmembrane transport
Cellular component (GO): membrane
Molecular function (GO): amino acid transmembrane transporter activity
Source: RefSeq, a predicted model, not a curated record
AUGGCUAUUACAGGAGAUCCCUCCAUCGAUCAAAAGAAUAUGCACCACGACGACAAGAUGCAUGACCCUGAACUGAACAGGAUCGAAACCUGCUCGGAUGGACAGCAGCUGCGUCCUUUAGAGCAGGCGGGCACCAAGCGAAAUAUCAGGUCAAGACACGCUCAAAUGAUCGCUAUUGGCGGCACCAUCGGUACAGGUCUCUUUGUCGGUUCAGGCCAAGCUCUCGCAAUAGGAGGGCCAGCGUUUCUCUUCCUUGCAUACUGCAUCAUCUCACUCCUAGUCUAUGGUGUGGUCACAGCCGUCAUCGAAGUCUGUACAUUUUUGCCCAUCUCCGGAAGCUCUAUGGCGUAUUUCUGUGCUCGUUUUGUCUCACCUUCUCUCGGAUUCGCCCUGGGCUGGCUCUACUUCUACUCCUUUGGUAUUAUUGCUGCCUACGAAAUCACCGCGGCAACUAUUGUCAUUGGUUAUUGGCCCAACAAUGUUCCUGUCGCAGUCUGGAUCACUAUCAUGCUGGUCAUCAUCGUUGGCCUCAAUCUUUGCCCAGUAGGGAUAUUUGCGGAAACAGAAUUCUGGUUUGCGGGAACUAAAGUCGUCAUGAUUAUUGGUCUCUUGGUCCUUUCAUUCAUUCUAAUGCUCGGUGGAGGGCCGUCCCAUGACCGGCUAGGCUUUCGAUAUUGGAAUGACCCCGGAGCAGUUAAAUCAUAUAUCCUGGAAGGCCCCGGCGGCCGCUUCACUGCAUUUCUCUACGUUUGGGUUUUCUCCGGCUUCUCCUUUUACUUUGGCCCGGAGUUGAUUGUCUUCACGGCCGGUGAGAUGCGAAAUCCACGCAAGAACCUCCCAAUCGCAGCCCGUCGCUUUUUCUACCGUCUCAUCAUCUUUUAUCUCUUGGGAUCCCUUGCGAUCGGCGUGAUUUGCAACUCGAACUCUGGUGGGCUCACAUCUGGCCAGGGUGACGCAAAUGCCUCACCGUGGGUCAUCGCCAUCCGCAAUGCGGGUAUUUCGAGCCUCCCUUCGAUCAUUAAUGUCGGGAUCCUCAUCAGCGCCUGGUCGUCCGGAAAUUCCUUCCUCUACAUGUCUAGCCGAGCGCUCUACUCUCUCGCCAUCGCUGGAAAUGCACCACGGGUUUUCCAGAGGUGCACCAAGUACGGUCUACCACUCCCUGCGGUGAUAGGCAGUAGUUGCUUCUGCCUCUUAGCCUACCUCAGUGUGGGAUCAUCCGCUGGCGUAGCCUUUAACUGGUUUGUCAGCUUAACGAAUACGGCCGGCUUUACAUCAUGGGCCGUCUGCUGCAUCAUUGGCAUACGCUUUCGCAAAGCAUGCCAGGUUCAGGGUGUGGCCGUCCCCUAUCGCUCGCGGUUCCAACCUUACGCUGCAUGGGUCUGCUUGUUCUUCUUCAUUUUCUUGCUGUUGGCGAAUGGCUUUACAGUGUUCUAUCCUGGAAGAUUUACCACGAGUGGUUUCCUCACAACUUAUCUCGGUAUUCCGAUUUUUCUGGUGCUAUGGCUAGGCCACAAGCUGACCUUGGGGCGGAAAGAAGCCUGGUUGUACAAGCCCGAAGCCGUAGAUCUCAUAUCUGAUCUGGCCGAAGUCGAAGGAGACGCUGAAGUUUGGGCUGCGCAAGAACUAGCUCAGAAAGAGGAGCAGACUAGGGUCAAGAGCUGGUGGAAAGCAAUCUCCGCUAUCUGGGCGUGA